AUGUCGCUUACGCCCUCCAAUUCCCGGAUGAGCCCAGCGGUUGGGUCUGGCAUCAAGCUGACUGCUUCUCCCUCUCCCUUCUACAAGGCCACCCCGCGCGCCUCGCCCGUCAAGCAAGCGCGCGCCGAAGUCAACCUCUCGCUGCGCCAAGUCAUCGGAACCACGACCAAUUCGCCCAAUGCCUUUGACAGUCUGCCCUCAGGUUCCACCUUUGGCUAUGCUGCUGGCGCUGCAGCUGUCAUUGCUGCCAUAGAUGAUAACGGUCAUGUCACCCAGCGUUUCUAUCGCGCACGGCCUGCUACCAAUCCCAUCAACCCCUCGGCAUCAAUCUACGGCGGCCCAUCAACACCCACUCAGAAUGAGAGCCGCAACCGUACAGCUGUUUCUCUGCGCGACGCCAGUUUUGGCGCUUCGUCAGCCUCGUCACCUAGUAGUCAGGACUGGGCCGACUCUCCCAAUAACAAAGCCUGGACCACAAGGGACAAGAUAAAGGCAGCAACCUGCGUUAGCUUUAGCCCCGACGGCAAAUACUUUGCUACGGGCUACAAACCUCGCGUCCUUAUCUUCUCCGCCUCUCCCGAUGUCCCCUGCGAUACCCCUCUCUCAUCACUUACAGACCACACCUUUGGCGUAAACUGCGUAGCAUUCAGCCCCGAUUCCCGCUUCCUUGCAAGUCUAGGCUCAGCCAACGAUGGCUUCCUCUACAUCUGGCACAUCAACUCGCGCUCCGGAGCUGCCACGCUCCAUGCUAGCAACAAGUGUGUCAGUCGAAUCAACCGGAUGGCCUGGAUGGGAAGCAAGCUGAUUACCGUUGGUGUCCGCCACGUCAAAGUAUGGAAGGUUGACGAUAUCAAUACCACGCUGCGCAUUACCAGAGGCCGCCAGAGCGAUGCUUCGUUUCUUUCCAGUUCCAUACACAAGACACUACCAGGGAGAAAUUGCAUUCUUGACAGCCUCAAAGAAUCAACAUUUACCAGUGUCGUUGCCAUAGCCCGAAACAAGGCUAUUGUGGCUUCCGACAAGGGAGAUAUUUGUCUGAUUGACGAUUCGGAAUCAGACCAACGCUUCCGCAAGCUGGCAGAUGCUGGAUUCGCCGUAAGCUCAUUAGCGGCAGACGUCAAAGGCCGACUCCACGUUGUCGGUAGCCAAGGAACACUGAAAACCUUCAACAUUAGUGAGAUUACAGGGAUAAGGACUCCUCCACCAUCUCCUCCGCCGCGGGUUCAGUCUCCUACCGUCCCAGUUACCGAUUGCGAACAAAUUGGCGUCAUUGCUUGCUUGAAAGACUACGUUGUCACUGUUGAUUCCCAACGAGCGAUUCGACUGUCGCAGUUGUGCUCUGAUGAUGACGAUGCGGUUGUUGGUAAGGUGGUUCGCACAUUGCCAGCACAUGGCAAAGCAGUACUUGGCGUACACGCAGGGCUCGCUCAACCCAAUGUUUUCGAUGCAUCCUAUUACACAUGGGCUGCUGAUGGGACAGUCAUCUUCUGGAGUCAGGGCGCGUGUAAAGACUCUCUCCAAGUCUACCUCGAACAGCUAGACGACCCUGAGGCGGUUCCCAAUGAGUUAAGGACUGUACGCGUCACCGCCGACGGUACACAUCUGAUAGCAGGAGACAAAUUCGGCGUAUUGAGAUUCAUCAACUGUGAAACGAAGACUUGCAUGCUGGAAUUCAAAGCACAUGCAAGCGAAAUCACCAGUAUCGCCAUACACGAAGAAGAGCAAGAGAUAUUUGUCGCUUCCGCCAGUCGAGACCGGACCGUGCAAGUCUUUACGCGAACUGGAGAAACUUGGGAGCUGCUACAAACACUGGACGAGCAUGUCGGAUCAGUGAAUGGAGUCACAUUUUCACGCGAUGGCACACGCCUGGUGUCGUCCUCAAGCGAUCGAAGUCUGGUGGUUCGCGAACGAUUGUCGCUCGAAGAUGCCAACGGAAUCAAUCGCGCCUUCGUGAUGUCACGGGCCAUUAUUGUAAAAGCUACACCCGUGUCUACGGCAUGGGAUGUCGAUCUGGACGAUACCCUUCUGGUUUCGACAAUCGAUCGUCAAGUGCACAAAUUCGACAUCCGUACAGGUCAAUGCCUCAGCAACUUCCGUGCGUGUGAUACAGAUGGAGGAGAUGCCGUUGUUUUGUCGUCUUUGGUCCACAUAUCUCGCGGUUGGGGCGCUCCAUUGAUCGCUGGCGUAUCGAGCACAGACAAGUCGAUACGUGUGUAUGAUGACAACGGUUUGCUAGUUGCUCGUGACUGGGGCCAUACCGAGGGUGUUUCCAAUAUUGCGCUCGUGAAUACGCCUCAAAAUUUAGCAGACGAGUCAAGCGAAAAGUCGCUAGUUACUGUCGCAGUAGACGGGACUAUAUUUGUGUGGGAUCUUGGCAUCCAAACACCAAGUCGCCCCGAUCCUCCAAAGGCUCCUGACCUACUUGUUCCAAACACGCCAUCAAAAGAGGAUCUGUUAUCCAACAGGCCACCUCUACGGCGCGUACUGUCGCAGUCAGAAUUGGCGCGUUAUCAGCGCUCAAAUCAGGAAGGAGACUCGACACCGAGUGGAAGCAGGUCACCGAAACUGAGAAAAAAGCUCUCAAAAAUCUCCUUGGGCUCCACUCCCAAGCUAGAGCCUUCUCCUAUCUCAAGCAGCGCGCGGGACGGGCAAACAACCUGUCAAGAGAAGGGCACAGGGCGGCGAAACAAGAAUCGUUCGCCAUCCCCUCCAAGUCCCAGGAACACACAACGACCCAAGCGCCGCGGAUCACCAGACGCUAGGAACCGUAACAAAGCAACUGCCCGCGAAUUCGGAACUAUUGAUGGAUCGACAGAGAGCUUGUGCAGAACACUCCGGGCCUAUAGAAAGCGCCUUGCAAAUUCUACUGAUACCAUGAGCCCUGAGCUCGCGAAAGAGGUUGAGAGAGAGCUUGCCGUGACUGCAAGAGCAAUUGGUGAUCGAGUCAAAACCAAGGCUUUUGAAGAAACGGUCAUGAUCAAGCUGCUAGACCAGUACUCUGAGCGGCUGGUCAACAUGCUGGACGAAAAGAUUGCAGCCAGCGUGGCCCAACGCGUGCGUGAAAGCAGCGUGGGCAAUUUUUCAGACGGACCCGAUUCCCCUCGCGUUGCUCACCGUCCUUCUGCAAGUAGAACCGACAGUGAGGAUAUGAGGAGCUUUCGUGAGGAAUUUGAUUCUGGCCCCGAGGGCCAGAAUAGCAGGAAGAAGUAG
Bipolaris oryzae ATCC 44560 is the source of this 3210-nucleotide messenger RNA. RefSeq lists its product as uncharacterized. NCBI's taxonomy places the organism in Eukaryota, Fungi, Ascomycota, Dothideomycetes, Pleosporales, Pleosporaceae. The transcript has 2 exons. The record is from RefSeq and is a predicted model, not a curated record. Gene Ontology annotation, molecular function: protein binding. Gene Ontology annotation, cellular component: mitotic spindle. Gene Ontology annotation, biological process: regulation of mitotic cell cycle; mitotic spindle organization. Bases 1 to 3210 code for a protein of 1069 amino acids.